This is a messenger RNA of Blepharisma stoltei, 222 nucleotides long. The record is from the annotation of a GenBank genome assembly. NCBI's taxonomy places the organism in Eukaryota, Ciliophora, Heterotrichea, Heterotrichida, Blepharismidae.
AUGCUUUACCUAAAUCAGAAAACAUUGAAAUAUACAGAUCUAACUAAAAGCUUAAGAGGAUGAUGAUCUCUUGGACUGGUUCAAGGUGUCAUGGGCAUCUCUCCAACAAGAAACUUAAAGAUCUGAACCCCUUUCUUGGAGGAAAUUAGGGUGUAUCUGUUCAGAUUAAAUAAAUUGAUAAGUCAUUUUCAAUCUUAUAAAAUCUUAAGCCAAUUUUGUUAG